Messenger RNA from Schizophyllum commune H4-8, 1440 nucleotides. RefSeq lists its product as uncharacterized. The transcript is spliced from 2 exons. The record is from RefSeq and is a predicted model, not a curated record. Bases 1 to 1440 code for a protein of 479 amino acids. Lineage: Eukaryota; Fungi; Basidiomycota; Agaricomycetes; Agaricales; Schizophyllaceae.
AUGGGAAAAAUGCCAUACGCUCGUGAAUCUGGCGAUGUGCUUACCAGAAUCCUGCUGGGAGUGCUCGGGACUGUCAUUCGGGAUCUUACUCUGCAAGACGUUGACAGAGUCAGGCUCUAUGCGUCAUUCAUUCGAGACCUUGAAUUUCACAAAACAUUCGUGGGCGUGAGACCAGACAGCCUCGAGAAUAUUGCUGCCGCAAUCGGAGGUUCAAGCCUUCUGCCUAACCUACGCCGUCUCGCAUACAGUGGUCCUUCCGAAUGGUCCAAUGUACUCCACCUUCUCAUGCCAUCAGUUCUUACGGAUUUCACCUUCAGCAUACACACAUCGAUCUGGAACGACCCUGAUGCGGAGGACAUCGCCCCAGAAGAUGGUGAACACGAGAUAUCAGCGAUCACCGCGCUGAAAUCAGGCGAUGGGCGCUCUCUAAUCAAGCUCGACUUGACGUGGCCGAGGCGCUUCCCGUCGUUAGGUCAGAUGCUGCAAGGCUGGCGCAGCCUCAAGGACCUGCGUCUCACUGGUGUGGUCGAUGCUGCUGCGCUGUGCGCGAUCAUCGACCUGCCCCAGAUCGAGACCCUGACGUUCGUCAACUGCGACAUGCAUGCCCCGGGGACUUUACCAGCAGACUUUCGUAUGCGCCACUCACUCCGAACGCUAUGCAUACACGGAGCAAACGCGUCUUGGGCAGUGUGGUUCCUCGAAGCUCUGGGGCGCGUCGAGUUGGACCAGCUUAAACUGACCUUCCCGGAGUUGCGACUCACACCGUCGCUGAGGCAUAUAUGUCAAACAAUCGAGAAGCACUGCUCGAAAGACCUGCAGAUAAUCACUAUCGGCGAGUGCGAGCCUUCGGCAGCGAACGGAGCGGGCCAUAACGACGGACUCCUCUCAUAUUCCAUCGACGAUAUACUACCCCUUCUCAAAUUUCCAGCGCUCUGGCUCGUGUCCAUCGAGCUACACGGUCAACUCGCUCUCUGGGAUAAAGACAUCUUUACUAUGGCUCAGGCCUGGCCUACGCUCGAGCAGCUUACCCUCCGCGGCGUUGCGGUCCCUCGUCCCACAUGCACCCUUACCAGCCUCCUCAUCCUCGCCCAUUUCACGCCGGCUAUAUGCCGAGUAGUGAUGAAUGUGGACGCGACCACGAUCGACGCUCUGAACGAGGCUUUGUCGCAGAGCCCGGGUGACGCCAUAGCAGCGUUCUCCACCCGCUCACUUACCACAUUCUGCGUGCUCGACUCACCUAUCGAUUCGGAGUUGGCGGUGGCAUCGUUUUUGUCGAGGUUCUUCCCGUCUUUGAAGGAAAUCUACUGCCAGGCAGCGGAGGACGCAGGAGCAGAGGUGGAGAAUCGGCGACGAAGGAAGUGGGCCGAAGUUGCGAAAGCAUUACCUUACUUCCUGGAGGCGAGAGCCACCGGGAUGCACGGGCCGGUAGGAUUGAGAUGA